This is a messenger RNA of Salvelinus fontinalis (brook trout), 825 nucleotides long. RefSeq lists its product as uncharacterized. Bases 91 to 825 code for a protein of 244 amino acids. NCBI's taxonomy places the organism in Eukaryota, Metazoa, Chordata, Actinopteri, Salmoniformes, Salmonidae. The record is from RefSeq and is a predicted model, not a curated record. The transcript has 4 exons.
GCGCUCUUGUCGAGUAUCUCAUACUAUGUCAUGUUAUUUGUAGAUGAUUUAGUGGAACCAGUUGGAUGAUUGUAUGGACUGUAGGCUACAAUGCUGUUUUCUCAAAGAAAAAAACUGAAGGUGACGCUACUGCAUCUCUUCGUUCUCUGCUCAGCCCAGCAUUCAGCCCAGCAUUCAGCCCAGCAUUCAGCCCAGCAUUCAGCACAGCAUUCAGCCCAGCAUUCAGCCCAGCAUUCAGCCCAACCUGAGACUUGGCAGGUGAAAGGCAUCGUGGGAAAGUCUCUCUCUUUUCCAGAAAAGGUGUUGAAGUCUGGCAGUUUACUUUAUGGACACCUUGGCAAUAUUGCACACGUGUACCCUGGUAAACAAAGUAAUACCAACCUUGAGAAGAGAUUUGAAAACCGCCUUCACUGGAACAAUGUUACUGGAGUCUUCACUUUGACAGACCUACAAAUAGAUGAUUCUGGGGUUUAUACUGUGGAGAAUGCAGAUGAAGAGAAGAAGACACAUAUAUUUCAGCUGACUGUGUACUUUCUGUCCAAACCUCAAGUGACAGUCCAUCACAGCAGCUCCUGCAGUGUGGUGUGUUCUGUGGAGAACGGGAGAGAUGUAACCUUGUCCUGGUACCGAGGAGAGGAGAAACUCAACCAGACCAGCAGCCCUGUCCUCAACAUCACCCUCUCUCUACCUCUCAAGGUAGAUGAACAGACCAGAGACUCUUACAGAUGUGUUGCUGCCAACCCAGUCAGCAAGGAGACAGCUGUUGUUCCACAUUCCUGUAUAGAGAGUGAUCCCUCCAAGGUGGCAGGUAAAAACAUAUGGUAA